Fusarium redolens is the source of this 1072-nucleotide messenger RNA. RefSeq lists its product as uncharacterized. The record is from RefSeq and is a predicted model, not a curated record. Bases 199 to 1032 code for a protein of 277 amino acids. NCBI's taxonomy places the organism in Eukaryota, Fungi, Ascomycota, Sordariomycetes, Hypocreales, Nectriaceae. The transcript is spliced from 2 exons.
GUCUCCAGUUUCGGCAUGACUUGCACCAUUCCCAGAUCUUUUCGUAUUGGCAUAUCUAUUCCCUACCUAUCAUGACAUUCUCCCACUGCGUUCAGCCCAUCACUGAUACCUCGUCUCCCACAUCACAACCUCUCUGAUUCACUCCCAUUCCUCGACCCCUAUGCUUUUCUUUCUAUUUUGGUGGAGUAUUUUAUUUUCAUGUCUUUCUGGUUCAAAGUCGACGCUCUUGCCGCCUCAGAAGCGUCACCAAGCUCGGAUACCUUACACAAAAGACCAACACAAACGACACUCAACUUCUGCACUACAACUGAGUUGAUGAUUAUAAACUCGACCACAGAAACCUUUCCUGCGAAAUGCCACGUUUUCAUUACCGAAACCAUCGUUCGGAAGUCCGAGGCAAUUGCAGUCACCGUGGCUUCGCAAUCAAAGACACAAGUUUGCCAUCAUAGCACACGGACAUGUCCCACGAGAAUGGUUUGCGCCACUAUAAGAUGGCUUCCAAAUAACACGGAGAGAUCGACCUCUACGCGCCCAACGAACAUUCAAUCAACCUCGAGUCGUUCCAGUCGCCCCGGCCAGCGCCCAGCAGCAUUCAAUCAUAACUGCUCCAACAUGUACAUCACACCACACAUUACCGACAAGCGGCUCGGAUGCCCGCUGCCAUCCAACUUCACCUUGGCGCAUAGUACCAAGCAACCAUGCGUUACCGAUUCUCCUCAGCCAGGGUAUCUCCCCAAAACUAUGGCCUUGCCCCCACAAAUCCUCAUCAAGCCAACUCGAUGCUUUCUCGCGCCAGAAAGCCAGCUAUUAUCAUAUCGCCCUAUGCCUCUUUGCGCCAGGUACUCCCUGUUGAUCCCAAUGUCCAUGUUCGCUAAGAACUAUGACGACGUCUUCAUUAUCGAUUCAUCAGGCUUGGUUAUGUCUGCCUCAUCCGAGGCGGCAUGCUCGAGUAUUGGUCAAGCACACCACGUCACCCCUUUGAGCAAGCAUGACACCUGGUGUAGCCAUGCGGCUGGGUAUAAUGGUGGCUGAUGCUCUCCGGUCGACGAAACAUCCAAGCUCCCAAAAAGUC